AUGUUCUACUACAUUUCGUUCUUGCGACCACCUCCCACCCAGGCCGCCUUAUCUGGCGAACCCAUCCACAUCACCCCUCAAAUUGCCAACGAUCUACGAACAGAAUAUUACACAGAUGUCCAAGAUAUAUUCUAUUCGUGGGCCUUGCAGUCGCCCACGCCAAGCUCGUCAGUGAUAACAAAGCCUGUGAAGCUGACGAGCUGGAGGGCAUCUACGAUGUACAAGGAGAUACCCGUCCCUCCCCCUCGAAAUGCCUGUAAUGGAGAGUACUGGCGUCUUAUCCUUAGCUCUGGCACAUCACGCAAAGAUCAGGUACUUUCCCUUAACGAUGAAAAUCUGGGGCACCGGCCAUUCCCCGUCCUCUCCGAUCCUAUCCUUUUCUCCACUCGCCCAAGCAAGGUUGUAAAGCAAGAGCGGAUUCGAAGAUCAUAUGCUUUAACCGAGACCAAUAAAGACCACCCUACGAUAUUUCACAUCAUUGAACAAACCUCUUUUGAUCUUGACAAGAAAAUAUGGGACAGCGGUAUUGGCCUUAGCUCUUGGUUAGUGCAACUUCAUUUUGGCAUGGUUUCCAACACCGCCCUGGUUUCAAAAGCGAAGAACGCACUCUUCGCCUCCAAGUGCGCAGGGACAGGCAUAGUCGCUAUCGUUCUUGGCAUUUUGCGAGGCUUGCUAGAUUCACCUGUGUCAUCAGGAAAAAUUAUAACCACUGAUUUACCCUCUGCUUUGCCGCUAUUACAAAGCAAUAUUAACUCAAGUCGAUCUCUCUACCACCCUGGGAACGCACCGGAGGGCGCUGUUCUCGACUGGGAUGAACCUGACAUUUCCACCCAGGUAGCGUCGUUUGUCAGUGGCAUCGACGUGAUCGUGAUGGCAGAUGUCACAUACAACACUGCAUCAUUUCCUGCACUCAUCGGAACACUCUCCUGGCUUAUCAGGUUUUCAAUGAAUAUCGCACCAACAAAACCUCCACUGAUCAUCCUUGGAUACAAGGAACGAGAUGUUGCAGAACGUACUCUUUGGGAAAUGGCAGAGAAAAUCGGCAUACGUUUUGAGGAGGUCGCUCAAGUUCCUGGAGCAGAGGGCACACCUGUUGAGGUUUGGGUGGGGACGGUGUCGGUUAAUACACAGUGA
Suillus clintonianus is the source of this 1134-nucleotide messenger RNA. Its product is annotated as putative methyltransferase-domain-containing protein. The coding region runs from base 1 to 1134 and encodes 377 amino acids. The transcript is spliced from 5 exons. The record is from RefSeq and is a predicted model, not a curated record. Lineage: Eukaryota; Fungi; Basidiomycota; Agaricomycetes; Boletales; Suillaceae.